GAGGAAGUCAUGAAUAAUUAAUUGAGUACUACGCUUCGAGUUCACGCGGGCUGGAUUAAAAUUAUAUGUUUAUCCCGGAAAAGUGACGAUGGCGACGGCAAUAUAUUUGGAACAUUACUUGGACAGUAUCGAAAACUUACCCUGUGAACUUCAGAGAAACUUCACUCUCAUGCGAGAAUUGGACAGUAGAACGGAAGAAAAGAAGGGAGAGAUCGAUAAACUUGCUGCGGAAUACAUCGCUAAUGUAAAGAACCUGGCUUCUGAGCAGCGAGUUGAGCAUCUGCAGAAGAUCGAGAAUGCUUACAGCAAGUGCAAAGAGUACAGCGACGACAAAGUUCAACUUGCCAUGCAGACAUAUGAAAUGGUGGACAAGCACAUCCGCAGGCUGGACGCGGACCUGGCCCGCUUCGAGAACGAGCUGAAGGAGAAACUGGAAGUGAGCGGCUACGAGAGUCCUGACGGGAGAGCUCUCAAGAAAGCCAGGGGUCUCAAGGAAAAGAGAGGCUCUAGAGGUAGAGGCAAGAAAGGCUCAGAUGAAGAUUCGCCAAGGAAGAAAAAGAUGAAAAAUAGCCCCGAAUUCAACGAUUCGAUUUUAGCCGUCCAUCCGUCCGAUGUGCUGGACAUGCCUGUCGACCCCAAUGAGCCUACGUAUUGUCUUUGCCAUCAGGUGUCUUAUGGGGAGAUGAUUGGUUGUGACAACCCUGAUUGUCCAAUUGAGUGGUUUCAUUUCGCUUGUGUUGACCUUACUACGAAACCCAAAGGAAAAUGGUAUUGUCCGCGCUGCAUCCAAGACAGAAAGAAAAAAUGAGGUGCAACUCAUCUUCGCUUUAAAAUAUACACAUAUAAUGUAUUUUGUUUAUGCAGUAAAACAGUGUAAUAUAUACAUAUGAAUAUUUUCCCAUUAUAUACUGGCCAUAGUCGGUGGCCUGUCAAAGCUUUCUUUUAAAAUGCUGUUAAUACUUGAAAUAUCUACAUCCUCAUCUGUUCUAUGAGUUUUAGUAUUUUGCAAACCUGCUGGUUGAUAGGAGUUUUGUGUCAUUUGAAAACGGAACGGUCGGAGCGCAGCCAUUUGCUUGCCCUCCCUGUGCAGAUGUAGGCACUAGCAGAGAGCAAACAUCUUGCAGUGUUUCCUCUGAAUCUUUCCAUUGACCUACCUCACCGGUCAAGUUCUGGCAGUGCUGUAACCUUGGCCUCUGCCCCAAAACACUGGGAGGAAGAAGGGAGUUCAAUGUGCAAAUCCAGAAUGUAAGCCAAUAACGAUGUAAAUCUGAAACCUUCGUGUGCAAAAAAUAUCCUUUCAAAAAAAUGCUAGUGUCCUGGCAGGUGUAGUCUUAGGUUUUUGGCUGUGAACGAUAUGAUCAUCCCAGGUCAGUGGACGGCUUUUCUGGCUUCCUAGGAGUUUAAUUGCUCUCAUAACAAAAUAAGCAAAAACGUUGUGACCACAAUAGAGUUAUUCUGAUGGGAUUUAUUUUUUUGCUUUAGGCAUGAUGAGACUAUGGGCAUUUUUGCACCAUUGAAUGACAUUUGAGAAACAUCUUUUGUACUUCUUGUGUUAACAGUGUUGUUUGUUUGUUUUUCCUUUUUUCUGGGAAUAGUACCUCAGUUUCAAUUCUUGAUGAUCUUAAAACUUUGCUCUGAAUAUGUUGUUUUGUUAGCUUGUUAGACCGUGCGGUACAGAAAACUGCAAACUGUUUGUAGAACAAAUCUUUGUAAGAUGAGGUUCUCGCCAAAUUAUUUUUAAACCGAAGAUUUCAAGCGAGGCAUUUGAUGCCAAGUCUCUUUUACUUAUUCCACUUAUUACUUAUACUGUCUAAAUCAGGGGUGUCCAAUCUUAUCCAGAAAGGGCCGGUGUGUGUGCAGGUUGUUGUUUUGGCACAGGACUAAGACAGCUGAUUCUACUCAUCAAGGUUUGAUUAAAGACCAUGAUUAGUUCAUUAGUAUAAUCAGGUGUGUUACUGCUGUGUUAAAACAAAAACCUGCACCCACGCCGGCCCUUUUAGGAUAAGAUUGGACACCUCUGGUCUAAAUAGAUUUUAGUCAAUUUUCAAUUCUUAAAAAAAUAUGAAAGCAACCAAAUUUAUUCGAAUUCUAAACAUGACCGCAUGUCAAACUUUGGUGUAGGGACAUUAACCCAUCAAGCACUGGCAAUAUGGGCUAUGAUCACUCCUAGGUUUUUCACGUUCUAGUGCCUGUGAUGGUGAAACAUCUUUACUCAAAGAGCUGCUCAGUCAGCUAGCCUGAGACUGGUGUUUCUGCACUGUUCCUCUUUCAAACGUCACAUCCUCUGAUGAUUUUAGGUAAAAAGGAAGAUCUUGUGUACGGACUGAAAACUUAUUGCACCAUUGCGUUUGCUACAUGCAAGAAAAAAGUACUGUGUUCUACUAUUCCCACUGUUUGAUAUUGCAACUAAUAAAAAGUAAUUUGCACUGAUUAAUUGAUGCCAUAAACAAGAAAUCGUAUGAAAACCCUCAUUAAUAUGCGUCAUGUGGCUUUGAGUGUGGACAUGAGCUUAAUUUAACUGUGAAUUUUUACUCGCCAUGAAAAAAAAGGGACGCUAUCCAUAUUACUAGAUGUUCCGUUCUCAAUGUUCAGACAUGUAGCUUCAAAAACAUUAAACCCCACUCCAGUAUUUCAGAUUAUCCCUUUGUCUGUAUUAGGUGAUGCUUGGUAAAUGGUGUCUGCAGGAAUAUGAUGAACUGGGUUUUCAGUUUCAGGAUGCUGUGUAUUAUGUAUUGGUAUAAUUAGUAUUGGCUGAAGAAACGGAUGGAUACAUCCUCUGUGUAACAUGGAUCACAAAGUUAUACUUGCUUUUAUGAUGAAAAUAGUGACGGUGAAAACUAAAUCUUGACUUAUUUUUCCCGGAAAUGCAUUGAUUAAUACAGUUUGAUCAGUGUAUAUGUUGUUCAAAGCUUUUCAAUGUGCAUGCAAAGCGGAAAAUGCAAUUCUAUUUUAUUUUAUUUGUGCCUGGAAAGAUUUCCCUUGCCUGAAAGGGUCCCAUUUAAGUCCUGUUUCUGGACAUGAAGCUGAAAUGCAAUAGAUAGCCGAGAUUGAGUGUGCACAUUCAUGAUUUAAGGUAAAGAGCUGGAUUACCAUCUGCUUGGAAUGUGCCAGACCAUCAGUCUAAAGUACAGAUUCGAAAUGAAAUGAAAGGCAAAAUAAAUUCUUAAGCAAGCUCAUGAGGUGCUGUGUUCGGGUAAUGUUGAAGGAACUGUUCUUCACAGCAAUUCUGACGAGCUCUGUGUGACAUCCAAGCCUAUGUGAUGCAUUGUUUUGUAUAUGAAUGGGCAGAUUGUCCUUGGGACCAUUUUUAAAGAGCUGAAUUAAUGUAAUCGUACAAUGAAUAUGGGAAAAUAAAUCCUGUUGCUUCUUCAUGAUUGUUGCAGGUCCCCCAAAGAGUUUAGUCUUGUUGUUGACUUUGUAAAACAACAUUGUUGUACAUCUUUUAUAUAAAACUUUAUUGUAUAUCUGUAUUUUUGACCAUGCUGUAGACAAUGUUUUAUUCUUAUAAAUAAAGUAUAUUUGGGGACUAUU
Conger conger (European conger) is the source of this 3531-nucleotide messenger RNA. Its product is annotated as inhibitor of growth protein 5-like. Gene Ontology annotation, biological process: positive regulation of apoptotic signaling pathway; positive regulation of DNA-templated transcription. The coding region runs from base 89 to 808 and encodes 239 amino acids. Lineage: Eukaryota; Metazoa; Chordata; Actinopteri; Anguilliformes; Congridae. The transcript is spliced from 8 exons. The record is from RefSeq and is a predicted model, not a curated record. Gene Ontology annotation, cellular component: nucleus. Gene Ontology annotation, molecular function: chromatin binding.